Lycium ferocissimum is the source of this 869-nucleotide messenger RNA. Its product is annotated as agamous-like MADS-box protein AGL62. Lineage: Eukaryota; Viridiplantae; Streptophyta; Magnoliopsida; Solanales; Solanaceae. Gene Ontology annotation, molecular function: DNA-binding transcription factor activity, RNA polymerase II-specific; protein dimerization activity; RNA polymerase II cis-regulatory region sequence-specific DNA binding. Gene Ontology annotation, biological process: regulation of transcription by RNA polymerase II. The record is from RefSeq and is a predicted model, not a curated record. The transcript has a single exon. The coding region runs from base 82 to 747 and encodes 221 amino acids.
GUAACUCUAUAAAUUAUACAUUAUGAAGUCCCCAAUUUACGAAGCCAUAAUUAAAUUGUUCUUCUCUUCCACCACCACACCAUGAACACUACUAAUGCAGUUAAGAAAACUCAAGGGCGUAGGAAAAUUGCAAUCAAGCCAAUAGACAAUCAAAACAGUAGGCAUGUUACUUUCUCUAAACGCCGUUUAGGACUUUUCAAGAAAGCUAGUGAACUUUGCAUCUUAAGUGGUGCAGAAAUUGCUAUUUUAGUUCAGUCACUAAAAAGACAGCGUCUUUUCACCUUUGGUCAUCCCAGUGCUGACGCGGUCAUUGACCGUUACCUCACAGGAAAAUCAUCAUCAUCGUCCACUAACGAUCAAUUGAAUAUGCAACAGAAUAACCAGUACUAUUCUCAACUUUGUAGAGAACUGGAGACGGAGAAGAAGAAGAAGGAGAGUAUUGAAGAAUUGAAGUUGGUGAAUAAUGAUGGUAGUGAUAAUAAUGGUGAAUUUUGGUGGAAUGAACCAAUUGAUGAUAUGGGAAUUGAGGAACUUGAAGAAUUUAUGACUGCAUUGGGAGAAUUGAAGAAGAAAGUAACAAUGAGGGCUGAUGAAUUGAAUAUGAUAAAUGGUUCUUCUUCAUCGAAUUCAACAAUGCAAAUAGCUAGAUUUGGGGCUGAGGAUCAUUUUUUGAAUCAGCAGGCUAUUGACUAUUGUUCUUCCAUUGUUCCUUAUGAUUUUAAUCAGCCUGGAGAUGGCCAAUUCUGAAGCAAUUAUGAUUAGCCAAGUAUUAAUUAAAGAAGUAUAGCAUGUUUUAUGUUUCUUUUCUUUCUCUUGCCGUGGUUUUUCUGUAUACGUGCCAUUGAACUAUUAGCAAUGGAACAAACAUG